Gastrolobium bilobum is the source of this 586-nucleotide messenger RNA. RefSeq lists its product as uncharacterized. The record is from RefSeq and is a predicted model, not a curated record. Bases 226 to 435 code for a protein of 69 amino acids. The transcript has a single exon. Lineage: Eukaryota; Viridiplantae; Streptophyta; Magnoliopsida; Fabales; Fabaceae.
AUGCAAACCAGAACAUUCCAUUUGUCCCAUCUUCAAAUCUAUCUCCCUAGUCCCUUCCCUUCCUUGAACUUCAUGUUGUCUUUAUUUAUCUCACAUCCAUAUGUGUGUUAAGUUUGCUACCAAAUGCCCUUCAAGCAUUUGUAUAUAAAUUCAUUUACAUCUCUUCCAUUUGUUCACAUUUUUCUUUAGCAUUUGCAUCUCCUAGCGAAGAAACUAUAGAGAUAAAUGGGAGAUUGGGCCCCAGUGAUUAUAGGCUUCGUGCUGUUUGUGUUGUUUUCCCCUGGAUUACUGUUCCAGCUCCCAGGCAAAGGCAGGGCAGUGGAAGUUGUAAAUUUCCAAACAAGUGGCAUCUCCAUUUUUGUUCACUCCCUUCUUUUCUUUGGCUUUAUGGUUAUCUUCAUCAUUGCCAUUGACGUUCACAUAGGUAGUGGAUAAGUCAUCCACUACAUAUAACACUUUUUUUUCUUUACUUUAGUUAUAUUUUCAGUUUGUCAUAUGGUUAUUGUAUUAAUUUGAAUUUGGCAUAUAUAGAGCUAUGUAUAGAAGGUUGCUGUAACCAAUAUCCUGCUUCUUAGUGAGUUGCAAC